Molecule: messenger RNA, 1253 nt
Organism: Odobenus rosmarus divergens (Pacific walrus)
Lineage: Eukaryota; Metazoa; Chordata; Mammalia; Carnivora; Odobenidae
Gene: RABIF
Product: RAB interacting factor
Exons: 2
Coding region: 161-532 (123 amino acids)
Biological process (GO): small GTPase-mediated signal transduction; post-Golgi vesicle-mediated transport
Cellular component (GO): cytosol; membrane
Molecular function (GO): zinc ion binding; guanyl-nucleotide exchange factor activity
Source: RefSeq, a predicted model, not a curated record
AGGAGAAUCCGGAGCGGGGGAAGCGGACGCUUGCGCAGAGGGGGAGUGACCGCGCGUUCCCCGCCCCGUCUCUGAAAGCCGCGCCAGCGCAGUUCCGAAAAGAUCCCGCAGAGCCAGCGCCUGCGCGGUCGUGGCCGAGGAAACUGUGGCGGUAGCGGCGAUGGAACCAGCCGAGCCGCUGAACGACUUAGUGUCAGCCGAGGGCCGAAACCGGAAGGCGGUGCUGUGCCAACGCUGUGGCUCCCGGGUGCUGCAGCCAGGGACCGCUCUCUUCUCCCGCCGACAGCUUUUCCUUCCCUCCAUGAGAAAGAAGCCAGCUCUGGCUGAUGGCAGCAAUCCUGAUGGCGAUCUCCUCCAGGAGCACUGGCUGGUUGAUGACAUGUUCAUCUUUGAGAACGUGGGCUUCACCAAGGACGUGGGCAACAUCAAGUUUCUGGUGUGCGCCGACUGUGAAAUCGGACCAAUUGGCUGGCAUUGCCUAGAUGACAAGAACAGUUUCUAUGUGGCCUUGGAACGGGUUUCCCAUGAGUAACUGAGGGGAGGGGGACGCAGCUCCACCCCCAACUAUAAAAGCUACUCCCCUCAAGAACUGGCCUUUAACCUGGUGUAACCGCUCUGCGGCCACCUUCUCUGUACUAAUGUAAAUGAUGAGUAUCGACAUGUCCGGUUGAACAUGCAUAGGGCUAAUCCCGUUUUCUUAAAGCCUCGAGUGCAUGCCUCUUAACGUAGCUCACUUUGCGUCGCCACAUCUCCUAAUCUCCCUUUUCCCCCAGUUGCAGGACACUGGAACAAGUCUACAAAUCUGCUCUCAUCCCUGGCACCCUGCCUGGGCUCUCUGGCCCUGGGCUCCCUUGUUUCUUGCUCUGUAGGAGCAGCAUUCAGCCUUUCAGCCAAGAUGACGCAUGACAGCUGACGCUCGUGCUAAUAGUGCAAACUCCACCUUUUUGUCUCAUUCAAGAAAGCAUACAAGUGUCUGAGAGUGACUUUGUUGUAUGACUAACUUUAUCUACAGUCAUCUAUUCUUUUUAAAAGUAUAGCAUUUACAGACUUCGGUAUUUAAACUACUAAUAAGAAACACGUUACUUCGGACACACCUGUAAUACCAGGUUUGAGAGCCGAGCCUCUAGGUUUAUAGUGACUUUUUAUUGUGAAGAUGAAUAUAUCCCCUUUUCCCUUCAAAUCUUGCUGUGGUUUCUCUUUACAUUAGAAGUAAGUUGAAAUUCAGAUUUUCAGCCCUAUCUGGCAGCCACCCC